Molecule: messenger RNA, 4149 nt
Organism: Chiroxiphia lanceolata (lance-tailed manakin)
Lineage: Eukaryota; Metazoa; Chordata; Aves; Passeriformes; Pipridae
Gene: MAP4K3
Product: mitogen-activated protein kinase kinase kinase kinase 3
Exons: 33
Coding region: 109-2736 (875 amino acids)
Biological process (GO): protein phosphorylation
Molecular function (GO): ATP binding; MAP kinase kinase kinase kinase activity
Source: RefSeq, a predicted model, not a curated record
GGGCGGCGGGGGGGCGGUGAGCGCUCGGUGUCGUCGCGUUCGCUCCGCGCCUCCUCCCCCGGCCCCGGGCCCGGGGGGUCGCGGCCGAGCGGGGCGUCCGACGGCACCAUGAGCGGCGGCGGGGGCGGGAGGGUGUGCGACCUGUCCCGGCGCAACCCUCAGGAAGACUUCGAGCUCAUCCAACGCAUCGGCAGCGGCACCUACGGCGACGUCUACAAGGCUCGAAAUGUCAACACGGGUGAGCUAGCAGCAAUUAAAGUAAUAAAACUAGAACCAGGAGAAGAUUUUGCUGUUGUGCAGCAGGAAAUCAUUAUGAUGAAAGACUGUAAACAUCCGAACAUUGUUGCUUAUUUUGGCAGCUAUCUCAGACGAGACAAGCUAUGGAUUUGCAUGGAGUUUUGUGGAGGUGGCUCUCUACAGGAUAUUUAUCAUGUGACUGGACCACUGUCAGAACAGCAAAUUGCCUAUGUUAGCAGAGAAACACUACAGGGACUGUAUUACCUUCACAGUAAAGGAAAAAUGCACAGAGAUAUAAAGGGAGCAAACAUUCUUUUAACGGAUAACGGACAUGUAAAAUUAGCUGAUUUUGGAGUAUCUGCACAGAUAACAGCUACAAUUGCCAAAAGGAAAUCAUUCAUUGGCACCCCGUAUUGGAUGGCACCAGAAGUUGCUGCAGUAGAAAGAAAAGGUGGCUAUAACCAACUCUGUGAUCUGUGGGCAGUUGGAAUAACUGCUAUAGAGCUUGCUGAACUUCAACCUCCAAUGUUUGACCUACAUCCAAUGAGAGCACUUUUUCUAAUGACGAAAAGCAACUUCCAGCCUCCUAAAUUAAAGGACAAAAUGAAAUGGUCAAAUAGUUUCCAUCAUUUUGUGAAAAUGGCACUUACAAAAAAUCCUAAAAAGAGACCUACAGCUGAAAAGUUGCUACAGCAUCCAUUUGUUACUCAGCCAUUAAAUCGAAGUCUUGCCAUUGAACUUUUGGAUAAAAUGAAUAAUCCUGAUCAUUCCACUUACCAUGAUUUUGAUGAUGAUGAUCCUGAGCCUCUUGUAGUGCCUCACAGAAUUCAUUCAACAAGUAGAAAUGGAAGAGAAGAAAAGACACGCUCUGAAAUAAACUUUGGUCAAGUAAAGUUUGAUCCACCUUUGAGGAAAGAGACAGAGCCACAUCAUGAAUUUGAUCUACAGCUAGAAUAUGGUCAUGGUCCUCAGUGUGGCUACUUCUUGGGUGCAAAUAAGAGUCUCUUAAAAUCCGUUGAAGAAGAACUGCAUCAGCGGGGACAUGUGGCACAUUUAGAAGAUGAUGAUGAUGCAGAUGAUGAUUCUAAACAUGCUACUAUGAAACCUAAAGUGCCACCUCCUUUACCACCAAAGCCUAAAUCCAUCUUUAUCCCCCAAGAAACUUAUUCUUCUGAAAAUGAAAAUCAAGGGACAAUCAAGAGAUGCCCAACAUCAGAGAGUCCAGCAAAAUCUACAUCGCACGUUCCACCCAGACCACCCCCUCCUCGACUACCUCCACAGAAAUCUAAUCCUCUAGGUAAUGGAGUCACUUCUGUACAAUUAAAUGGUGAAAGAGAGGAAUCGCCACAGAAUGAAGCUAGAGACACUAAUUUUUUAAGGAAAGAAAAGAAGGAAAUGCUGAAACCAAUUAGUAAUGGCCUUCCUCCCACACCUAAAGUACACAUGGGUGCUUGCUUUUCAAAGGUUUUCAAUGGCUGUCCAUUAAAAAUUCAUUGUGCAACUUCAUGGAUAAAUCCAGAUACAAGAGAUCAGUACUUGAUAUUUGGUGCAGAAGAAGGUAUUUACACACUGAACCUCAAUGAACUUCAUGAAACAUCAAUGGAGCAGCUAUUUCCUCGAAGGUGUACGUGGUUAUAUGUCAUGAACAAUUGUUUGUUAUCAAUAUCUGGUAAAGCUUCUCAGCUUUAUUCCCAUAAUCUACCAGGACUCUUUGAUUAUGCAAGGCAAAUGCAAAAGUUACCUGUUGCUAUUCCAGCACAUAAACUUCCUGAUCGAAUACUUCCCAGGAAGUUUGCAGUAUCUACAAAAAUUCCUGACACUAAAUGGUGUCAAAAGUGUUGUGUUGUGAGGAAUCCCUACACAGGCCACAAGUACCUUUGUGGAGCACUACAGUCUAGCAUUGUUUUGUUAGAAUGGGUCGAACCAAUGCAAAAAUUUAUGUUAAUCAAGCACAUAGAUUUUCCUGUACCUUGUCCACUGAGAUUGUUUGAAAUGCUGGUAGUCCCCGAGCAGGAAUUCCCUUUAGUUUGUGUUGGUGUCAGUAGAGGAAGAGACUUCAACCAGGUGGUGAAGUUUGAGACUGUCAACCCAAAUUCUACCUCUUCGUGGUUUACAGAAACAGACACUACAGAGACGAGUGUUGUACAUGUAACACAGCUGGAGAGAGAUACCAUUUUGGUGUGUUUGGAUUGCUGCAUAAAAAUAGUGAAUCUGCAAGGCAGGUUAAAAUCCAGCCGCAAACUGUCAUCAGAGCUCACAUUUGACUUUCAGAUUGAAUCAAUAGUCUGUCUACAAGACAGUGUAUUGGCGUUCUGGAAACACGGCAUGCAAGGAAGGAGUUUUAGAUCAAAUGAAAUCACACAAGAAAUUUCUGAUAAUACGAGGAUAUUCAGGCUUCUGGGAUCAGACAGGGUCGUGGUGCUGGAGAGCAGGCCGACGGACAACCCAACAGCCAACAGCAAUUUGUAUAUCCUGGCAGGGCAUGAGAACAGUUACUGAGAACAGCACGUGGCAGGCAGCUCACCGUGACAAGAGAACACUCCUGCUGCAGCAGCACUCGUGACGGGCUGCAAUUGCACAAAAGCUGCAGUAAUCCCACUUCAGUUACUUUAUAAUUUAUUGUGGCAUGAGAGGAAGAUGAGAAUUGUUUGUGGUAUGGACACAGAAGCAUUAUAAUACCACAGAAGUGCUUAAUUUACUGUUAUGUAAUCUUUGUACAUAUGCAGUAUUUUUCAGUGAAACUUCUUGCUGAAGCCCUACACUGACUUUCUGUAGAUAGAGGUCCUCCUGUUUAGUACAAGUGUCUUACCUGUACAGAUGUAAAAGUCACUGAGGAUGCAAAAAUUAAAUCGGGGUACUAUUAUAAGGACGUCUCAUGUGUUUAUUAUAAAGUGGGAUGCUAGCAACAAGUAUAGUACAUUUAGCAACACUAUUGUAUUUUAUUAUAUGUAAUUUACUAAUACAAAUAAAUAUUAACUUUUAGAAAUUGUAACCAAGGCUGUAAUCAGAUUACAAUCUUGUUUUAAUUUCGAUACAACACACUGGUGUUCAUGUUUGCACAAUAUAUUAAGAUGUGAUGUAUUUAGUCACAAAGGUAAGCUGUGACUUUGUGGAUAUGACUUGGGCUUCAAAGUUCCUUUUUUUUGUUUACUUGGGUAGUUUUCUUUGUGAAACAAACCAGUUAAACACCUGUAUUUUUAUAUUUAAUUAAAACUUUCCUUAUGAUUACUUCUCUAUGCUUGAAAACAAUACCUUAUGGAUGGGUGUCAGUCCCAGACUAGUGGUACCUGGCUGUAAUUCUGCAAUAGGUGUUUGAAUUAUUAGUGUAUACAAUGAUAAAAAUUAGUAAUACUGUUCGUCUUGCUAAAUAGUUUCAUAUCACGAUGAAAAGGAGCAACAUUCCACAUUGUGGAAAUGGCUCAAAGAUGUUGCCAUUUUGACUUUUUUUUGGCCUUAUAACCAUUUUCACACUUUUCUUGAUUUUAGGAUGUUAACACAUGGCCAAAAUAAUUUAGUUACUACCUCAUUCAAACAAUACAAUGGUUACUACGCAUCACGGGAACUUAGUUUUGAUCAGAAGUAUUUUUGAUUGCUAUUUUCCAGUGGAGUGUGUAAAUGCCAAGUUUUAAGCAAAAUGCACACAUAUGACUCCUUUUUUUUGUAUAUGUUCUUUAUAUUUUAUUGUGAUAAUAUACACUAAAACCAAACUAAAUUAAAAGUGAUUUAUGGCCUGCGUUAUUGUUGUGAUUGAUAAUGCUUUGAAAUAUGUUCCCUAAUGUAUAUAAUGUAAAAUAAAUUUUUUUAACAUGUUGUUGUACAAUUAGAUUAUCACCUGCACUGAUUUUCCACAUAAGACUAAAAUGGAACAUACUGAGUUUUGAAUUCUGCUAUUAAAUGGUUGUGCCAAACACA